Molecule: messenger RNA, 4059 nt
Organism: Caenorhabditis sp. 36 PRJEB53466
Lineage: Eukaryota; Metazoa; Nematoda; Chromadorea; Rhabditida; Rhabditidae
Source: the annotation of a GenBank genome assembly
AUGAGCACGGUCAUUCUGUGCCAUACGGAAUCGCCGAACCUCGAUGCGCUCCGAGCCUCCAACGCGAACAUCGUGCGCUAUUCGGUCGGAGUGAAGAUGAACGAACUGAAAGGUGAGCCAGCCAACCGAACCCCUGCCCAGACCUGUCCAAAUUUGAGAUAUGCUAAAGCAGUACGCCUCCGUUCGCAUCCAAAAUCUCGGUCUCCACAUUCAGAACCGUGACACGAAGCUUCGCAUUUUGGAGGAUAUGGUAAUUGGGUGGUUAGAUGAGGCUUCUUGAUUUCGAACCGAACAGGAAAUCACGAAAGAGUCGCUGGAGGACGCCGGCUCGUUCGUCUCGCAGUUCUUCCGCUGGCUCAUCUCGGAGGUGCUCGUCGAGGGCGCCUUCAUCGACUUCCUGCUCACGAUUCCGAUUGAGAACGCCUCGCAGAUCUGUCUCGCAGUGCAGGGCGUCAGUAAGAAGAAGGUGUCCCUCUCGGUCCCGCAACUUCAUUAAUCCUCUUUUCAUUUCAGCUGUCCGUCCGGCUCGUCAGCAGAUUCCUCUCGACGGAACUUGCUCCUCACAACAGGUCUGUCCUCUGUUUUGUGUUCUUCUCCCUUUCCGUCCCGACACAAAUCCCUUAGCAACCACGCGCGCCCCCUUUCCCCGUCUAAUGAGCUCUCGCCCAGUCGCCGGGCGGUUUGAUUCGUUUAGUGCAUUCUGCCGUGUCCAACUUUUGUUUCUCAUCCACCUGCCAGCCACCCUCUAUUUAUACGUUUCAGAAGAAUUAUCGAUAUUUAUAUAAACCAUGAUAUAAUGAUCACGAAUCCGAAUCCGAGAGCCAACUCGGCUCACAAUAGGUACGAAAGGAUACGGACGGUUGGAAAAGGUGAGCAGAAUUGGAGAUUAGGAGAGAAAAUGAUGAUGAUGACGUGGCAGGAGCAUUCGGAUCGGCGGUGCUCUACAGACGGAGAGAGGACAGUUCGCUGGUGAUUAUAAAGGAAAUCAACAUGUACGAUUUGGACAGUUCGCAGAGAAGAUUAGCCUUGAACGAGGUUGGUGCGAGAGGACAUCUAGUUGUAUGCGAAUCCAAAAGUGACUAACCCAAUUGUUCCAUCUAGACUAAAGCAAACUUGGCAAUCAGUGAACCAAGUUGUCGCCAAUCCGCCAAUUCCCUUUCAUAAUACUAGUGUGACAUAGAUGUUUGAGCCCCCGUGCCUCCAUUCUUUCCAGUGCUAAUCACACGAAAAUGAAAGGUUUCGCUGCUGUCCCGCAUCGAACACCCCAACAUCAUCGCCUAUUAUGACUCGUUCGAGGAGGAGGGCGUGCUCAUGAUCGAGAUGGAAUACGCGGACGGCGGGACGCUGGCGCAGCUGCUCGCGCGGAGCCAGAACCUUCUCGAAGAAGAGCUCAUCGGCGACAUGAUGAUCCAGAUGUGCUCGGCGGUCGCGUAUUUGCACGAGAACAGUGUGCUUCACAGGUUUUUGGAAAGAGAGAUCAUCUGAAUUCAGAGGGACUUUCAGAGAUUUAAAAACUGCAAAUGUGUUCCUGACGCGAGAUUCGUUCGUUAAAAUUGGCGAUUUCGGAAUUUCGAAAAUAAUGGGAACGGAAACAUUGGCUCAAGGAGCGAAGACCGUCGUCGGAACUCCCUACUACAUCAGUCCGGAGAUGUGCUCCGGAGUUUCGUACAACGAGAAAAGUGACAUGUGGGCACUGGGCUGCAUUCUCUACGAAAUGUGCUGUCUGAAGAAGGCGUUCGAAGGAGAUAAUCUGCCCGCAUUGGUCAACAAUAUCAUGACUGUAAAUACGCAAUUCCCAAGAAUCCAAUGUAGAUCGAGGUGUUUCAGUGUGCGUAUACUCCCGUCAAAGGACCGUAUUCGUCUGAAAUGAAGAUGGUGAUCCGAGAGCUUCUCCAGCUGGAUCCUCAAAACAGACCGUCGGCUCCCCAGGCACUUAAGGUACUCAGUCCCGUUUUCUCUCAAUCCAUUCGGUUCCAGAUGCUCCGUCCUUCCGAGAAUCGCCAUCGACACACUUCGGGAUCAAUGCGCUCAUCCGCCUCGUUUUCGACCCUCUACGAUCUUCACAUUUCCACAAUCGCCCUCUCCCAGAUAUCCGAUUUGCCGUGUCGAAUAUCAGUGAAACAGAUUGUGCUCAGUGAGACGCACACUCUGAUUCUCACGAACGACAACGAAUUGUUCGCGUUUGGAGACAAUUCCUGCGGUCAGCUGGGCUUCGGCACAUUCACCAAAGCGUCAGUUUCAACAUGAAAAUUCAAAGGAAACCGGAUAAUUGCAGAGAAAGUGCCCGGCUCGUGGACAGUUUGAAAGGAAGAGAUAUCCAGACGGUGGGAGCUGGAAACUACUUCAGGUGACAUCUUCUGACCGUCUCUUUCCCAAUCCCUCGUUUCCAGUGUUAUUUGCUGCGACAGAGGGACUUUGAUGACGUUCGGAACGGCCAAGAACCUCGGAUUGGGACGGGAUGCCAAAGAUUCGGCCAAACCGAUUCUCCUGGAACAGUUGCUGCGGGAGAAUAUCAAGGAUGUUUACUGCGGAUACGAUCACGCCGUGGCCGUCCUUGAGAACGGAGAGUGUCUCGGAUGGGGCAGCAAUCAGUUCGGACAGCUCGGACUGCCCACUCUCGAUCACUUUUUCACGCCCACAAAGGUAGGAAUUAGCAGUGGGAGUGAGUGUAAACAGAAGACAAAUACCAGAUUCCGAUGCCUAAUAACAAGAAAAUCGUGUACGGCAAAGCUGGGAAAGACGCGACAAUGCUGUUGUCGGACGACGGAACUCUCAUCGCGAUGGGUUCGAACAAGCACAACAAACUGAAUCUCGCGCAGAGAAUGGGAUUCUUCUCAAAGGAGAAAAAGGUGAGAAAAGACUGAGGAAUGGGAAAAAACUGGGAGUGAAUUGAAGACUUCCACUGAUUACGUGAACAAGCCGACGAUUCUGCAAGGGUUUCCGGAGAGAGUCGUCGAUUUUUCGGUGGGAACUUUCCACUCUGGAGGUACAGACACUCUUCCCUCGCUUCUUGAGAUGUUCAGAAUGUUUCAGUGAUUUUGGAAUCCGGGCAGGUGAUGCUUUUCGGACGGAAUAACAACACUGAACUCGGCUUGGGACACUGCCAACGGAUGGCGGUCCGGUGUGUGAAACCAGUGAAGUCUCUGCUCCAUCACGCCUGCACGGUUAGGACUCUCUUUGUCUCUUUCCCUCAUUUGCAUCCUUUCAGCAUGUUCUAUGCGGCGACGGGUUCACAUUGGUGAGCACGACGGAGCAGGAAUUGUACUUUUGGGGACGGAAGGACGCGCUGGACGACUCGAUUUACAUUGAAGAUCUGGAAGAGACGGUGAGCGACAAAAAGAUGAGAAGGACGACAAGCGAGAUUUUCGACAAGAACGUCGUCACUCUGCCCUCCCUGAUCCUCAGGUAAUCUCCCGAUCUCGUGGCCUUUCGAACUCCAGAAAAUUUUUGGUCUUUUCAGGCUCCAAGACGAACGAGGAGACAAAGGCGCUCGGCUUUCCGGUCUGGCGGUUUCGAGUCGAAAAGUGCACGUGGUGGUGGAUAUGCUCGAGGGGAAAAGGUAUUUGAGCGGGGGGCCUUUAACGAGCACUCCAUCCAUUUGCAGACUUCCGUCGGCGCUCGCUGAAAGGUGUCGGAGUGGGUCGAUGUCGACGAUCAACGACGAGCCCAGCACGUGGCUGAGGCACGAGUUGGAGCAGGCAGAAUUUAUUCCGAUCGACGCUUCCAAACGAAGAGUGCGCUUCGACGUGCCCCGAAUGUAAAUAUUUCUUAAGAGUUGUGAGUUUGAAUCAUUCCAUUUGAAGGGAUUCCACAGCCAAACGAAACUCUUUGAUGCAAGAAAUCGAGGACCUGAAAAAGAAAAUAAAAGAGCAAGACACGACGUUCGAGGGCCAUCGCAACCAGAUGUCCGAUUUGGAGUCGAAGCUGCAGGAGCUGCAAACAAAGCAGGCGUUUUUGCGAAAGUCGGAGCCUCCGCCGGCGUACGACCGCAGGAAUGUGACCUACAAUAAACUGUUUCCCGAGAAGACGACCACAAGUACGGCGUGCGUUAUUCUCUAA